Chaetura pelagica (chimney swift) is the source of this 741-nucleotide messenger RNA. Its product is annotated as mast cell protease 1A-like. The coding region runs from base 1 to 741 and encodes 246 amino acids. Gene Ontology annotation, molecular function: serine-type endopeptidase activity. The transcript is spliced from 5 exons. The record is from RefSeq and is a predicted model, not a curated record. Gene Ontology annotation, biological process: proteolysis. NCBI's taxonomy places the organism in Eukaryota, Metazoa, Chordata, Aves, Apodiformes, Apodidae.
AUGUGCCAGCUCCAGCCACUGCUGGCCCUGCUGCUCCUGCUUUCCUGCCCGUGGGCCAAUGCCAGUGCUCUUCAGGGACAGAUUGUGGGGGGACACGAGGCUCAGCCCCACUCCCACCCUUACAUGGCAUACCUGAAGCUGGGGGUGUCAGCCUGCGGAGGCUUCCUGGUGGCCCCUGACUGGGUGAUGACAGCUGCACACUGCCGUAUGAGACUUUUUAAUGCCACGGUCAUCCUGGGGGCUCACAACAUCCAUGAACCAGAAACGACCCAGCAGGUCCGGGGGGUUGUCAGAUACCAUCUUCACCCUCAAUACGACCCUGAGACUGUGUCUAACGACAUCAUGCUGCUCAAGCUGACAGCAAAGGCCACUCUCAAUGACUAUGUCAAGACCAUUCCACUGCCCAAGAGCAGCAGUGACCUCCCCACAGGAACCAAGUGCAGCAUAGCUGGCUGGGGUCUGAUUGAUGACGACCAGACGACCAACAAGCUCUUUGAAACCAAAGUCUCCAUCUACAGCCGCAGGAAAUGCAUCCGCUUCUACCCACACCUCAACACAGGGAUGGUCUGUGCCGGCAGCUUCCACGAGCUCAGGGAUUCCAGCCAGGGAGAUUCUGGUGGGCCCCUGGUAUGCAAUAAGGUGGCACAAGGUAUUGUUUCCUUCGGGUACAGCACCCCACCUGGGGUCUAUACCCGCAUCUCCAACUACCUGCCCUGGAUCCAAAAAAUCAUGAAGAAGUAG